CCCACUUUCAGGGACAUUUGGAAUUUCCUGGUGUUCAGUUGGUUCUAGAGGUCAGAAAGGCGCCCCCACACCCACAGAAUUCAGAGACCCAACAAUGUCUCUAUGUUCUGGAAAUGCUUUCCGGAGAAAAUUUUCUUGGAGCUAUAGGCUGUUGUCAACUUAUGUCACUAAGAUGAGGUAUUUAUCAGAACUGAAGGAAGAUGAUGAUGCAUGUAAAAAUGCCCAGCAGACUGGAGCCUUUUACCUCUUCCACAACCUUUCUCCUUUGCUUCAAAAAUCAGAACACAAGUACCUGGUGCCCCAGCAUAGUCUAGUGGAGUUGGAACGGCUCCUGGGUAAGCUAGGACAAGACACACAGAGAAUAGAAGAAUCUGUACUGAUUGGCUGUUCUGAACAACAUGAAGCCUGGUUUGCUCUGGAUCUUGGUCUCAGGAACUCUUCCUUAAGCGCUUCCUUACUGAAACCUGAGAUGGAGACAGAACUUCGGGGCUCCUUCACUGACCUGAGAAAAGCCCUUUUUCAGCUGAGCACAAGGGAUGCCUCCUUGCUGACCACGGCUCAGGCCCUCCUGCGUUGGCAUGAUACUCACCAGUUCUGCAGCAAAACUGGGCACCCCACCAAAAAGAACAUGGCAGGCAGCAAGCGUGUGUGCCCCUCCAGUAAGAUCAUCUAUUACCCGCAGAUGGCUCCUGUGGUGAUCACGCUGGUGACAGAUGGGCCACGAUGCCUGCUUGCCCGCCAGAGUUCUUUCCCCAAGGGAAUGUAUUCUGCCUUGGCAGGUUUCUGUGACAUAGGUGAGAGUGUGGAACAAACCAUUCGGCGUGAAGUGGCAGAAGAAGUGGGACUGGAAUUGGACAGCCUACAGUACUCCGCCUCGCAGCACUGGCCCUUUCCUAACAGCUCCCUCAUGAUUGCCUGCCAUGCUGCUGUGAGGCCGGGGCAAACCGAGAUCUGUGUGAACUUGAGCGAACUUGAGGCAGCUGCUUGGUUCAGUCAUGAAGAGGUGGCAGCAGCCCUGCAGAGAGACCAGCAGCAGGGCAGGGGACUGCCAUUUUGGCUACCCCCCAAGAUAGCAAUUGCCCAUCACCUGAUUAAGGAGUGGGUGGAGAGAACAUGUUAGGCAGCUUAGGUCCUACUGUGGUGCCUAGAUCCUGCCUCAGUAUCCUGGAGCAUCAUGUCCAAGACCAGCUGAUACAGGGCAGGCAGCAAGAUCCUGCACAACCUUGGGAGACAGAAUAGAAGCUGGCAUUCCUCUGCCAGCGCCCAUGCAAGAAGCUCCUACCAGGCAAUCAGGAUACCAUGUAAAGGUGAAGAGACGGAAGCUGUCAAAGCACAGUGGAAAGCUUGAAUUAUUUGCUUGGAU
This is a messenger RNA of Suncus etruscus (white-toothed pygmy shrew), 1363 nucleotides long. It is a transcript of the gene NUDT13, whose product is annotated as nudix hydrolase 13. The transcript is spliced from 9 exons. Gene Ontology annotation, molecular function: metal ion binding; hydrolase activity. The coding region runs from base 95 to 1120 and encodes 341 amino acids. Lineage: Eukaryota; Metazoa; Chordata; Mammalia; Eulipotyphla; Soricidae. The record is from RefSeq and is a predicted model, not a curated record.